ACAGCGAUCGCUCAGGGUGAUGACGGUGCCCUCGGCACAUGAGUUUCAUUGGCAGAGCCUGGCGUGUCUUUCCAGUGCCCGCGUGUAUCACUCAUUGGCUGAUGUCGGGGGGCAUUUGUAUAUGGUGGGGGGUUGCGAUGCCUCUGGUCGACCCACCAGCGCUCUUGAUCUCUACUCCCCUGAGGUGGACCGCUGGCUCAGUCUUCCUCCGAUGCCCACGCCGAGAGCCGGUGCAGCGGUGGCUGUCUUAGGCAAGCAGCUGCUGGUGGUCGGGGGAAUGGGGAAGGACCAGCGCCCCCUGAAGGCCGUGGAGGUAUACAGCACAGAAGAAGGCAAGUGGAGGAAGAGGUGCUCGCUCAGAGAGGCGUCCAUGGGGCUUUCUGUCACUGUUAAAGACGGCAGAGCUCUUGCUGUUGGGGGAAUGGGAGCAGACCUCCUGCCUAGAAGUGUUCUCCAGCAGUACGACCUUCGCAAGGACGUGUGGGCGCUCCUUCCGCCCAUGCCCACCCCGCGCUACGAUACCAGCAUCUGCCUACUGGGCUCCAAAAUCUACGUGGCAGGUGGACGUCAGUGUAAGCGUUUGGUGAAGGCGUUUGAAGUCUUUGACAUUGAAAGCCGCACCUGGUCUUCUCUACCCAGCCUGCUCUGCAAGAGAUCUUAUUCUGGGGUCUUAUGGGACAACGCCGGGCGUCUCUGCUGGUUAGGAGGGCUCAGACAAGGCGGAAUACACCAAAGUUCAAAGUUUACCAAGAAUGUUAACAUCUUCGACACCAACCAAGGAACUUGGUUGAAAUCAGAGGACACUGUACCCUUGAAAACCAAGCGAGCAGACUUUGCCGCAGCCAUAGUGCGAGGCAGAAUGAUCGUGGCGGGAGGUCUAGGCCAUCAGCCAUCAGUGCUGGACACUGUUGAAGCCUUCCAUCCCGAAAAAAGAAAAUGGGAGAGGCUGUCGCCUAUGGCGACGCCGCGUUGCUCUGCCUCCAGCAUCGUGAUCCGUGAUCGCUUACUGGUAGUAGGAGGUGUCAAUCAAGUCCCAAGCUCCGCCCACGAGAUUCUAUAUGUAAAAGAGGAGGAGAUUCUUUAACCAUAGAACGUUAGGUUUACACAUCAGAAAAAGU
Messenger RNA from Sinocyclocheilus grahami, 1118 nucleotides. RefSeq names its product kelch domain-containing protein 8A-like. Lineage: Eukaryota; Metazoa; Chordata; Actinopteri; Cypriniformes; Cyprinidae. Gene Ontology annotation, molecular function: protein binding. The coding region runs from base 20 to 1084 and encodes 354 amino acids. The record is from RefSeq and is a predicted model, not a curated record. The transcript is spliced from 5 exons.